GCUCGGACUUUUUUCAUCCCUUCCUCCACCGGAGCGGAGCGAGAUGAUAACCGGAUCUCGCGGCGUUUGGCUGCUUUCUCGUCGGACCGGCUGGACCGAGUGGACCGGGAGAAAGAGCGGACCGGGAGGCAGGGCUGACCGGGAUAUCGGCGUUAUCUUGCGGCCGCUUCAGAGCUGAGAGGCCCCGGAGAGAUACCGAGCCGUUCGUUGCAGUGGAGCCGGGUUGUGGUGCACUGCUGGCGGCUGCAGCUCCCAGCUGCGUCCCGCUGAAGGACUGAGACAUGUACCAGGUCCAGGGGAAAGGGGAAAGGGUCGUUGCCAUGUUGCUGAAGGAGCUUCCUGCGCCCUCAGAAGGAAACCCCCUCCUCACGGUGACAACCAAGCUGGUUCGGGAGCAGCAGGAGAGUCGACCGUUGCUGAGUCCCUCCAUUGAUGACUUCCUGUCGGAGAUCCGGAGCGACGCCCCGUCCUCCCGCCCCCUCACCUCCAACACAGCAGCACGACUCGUUCUACAGUCAGGACCGAUCAUGGCCCGAUCAGCUGCUCCAGACCGGCCGUCCGAGAUGUCAGUCAGACUCUCGCACUGUUGAAGCAGAGCCACGAGUCGAUUCCUGCGCUAGUAAACAAACUUCUUCUCGCCUCAGAGCUUUCAAACUUUA
Molecule: messenger RNA, 659 nt
Organism: Cottoperca gobio
Lineage: Eukaryota; Metazoa; Chordata; Actinopteri; Perciformes; Bovichtidae
Product: PEX5-related protein-like
Exons: 4
Coding region: 282-590 (102 amino acids)
Source: RefSeq, a predicted model, not a curated record